Messenger RNA from Annulohypoxylon truncatum, 300 nucleotides. RefSeq lists its product as uncharacterized. NCBI's taxonomy places the organism in Eukaryota, Fungi, Ascomycota, Sordariomycetes, Xylariales, Hypoxylaceae. The transcript has 2 exons. Bases 1 to 300 code for a protein of 99 amino acids. The record is from RefSeq and is a predicted model, not a curated record.
AUGGCUCAACAAACACAACAGGCGUGCGGAUAUUACACGGGUUCUUAUUCUAUGGACGAAGAUAGGGCUAUAUAUGGCCUGGGAUCGAAUCGAGAUAUGCCUUCUCUAUGCCCGAACUGCAAAGGCAACCCGAGAGACCGAGUCCACUGUAACCGAUGCGGCGCAACUGGAAUGCUGGGUGUCCCUGGAAUUAGCGCCGACGAUGGGCGACGGGACAGAGGUCAAACUUCUGGAGGGCCUAGUUCGGGACGUGGGAACUCUAGAGGGGACUCUUCUGUCUUCCGAGGUUCGAGACGGUGA